UAAGCCGUUGAGAGCGAGUUCUUUAGUUCAACGGCAGCCAGCGGCGCAAGUGGAACGCGGAUCGGCAUCGGCAACAACAACGACAACGACAACGGAACGGGCAAUUGAAGACGCGUCAAAGUGAAAAGCAAAGAAGUAAAUAAUGUACAGUGUAUAGCAAAAAAAACACAACACGACGCACAAUUAAAAUUAAUUACGCGCUGUCGAUCUGCAUAAGUUCAAUGAAGAAAGAGCCAUAAAAGUUCACGUGCGCGCGAAAUUGCGACUCAAAUAACAGUGUGUCACAUCAACAACAACAACAACAACAACAAGAAAAGCUUUACACUCACAACAACAACAAAAAAACGAAGACAACAAGAACUGCACCCAAAAACUUAUCUGGCGGCCAAACAAAGAAAAUACUUUUAGCACUAAUUAAAGUGGAAGCGUAAGACGAAUUGUCGAUACGCUUUCGAAAUGACACUCUUGCCAGAUAUAAAAGCCAAGGAUGCCGCCUGUUGUGUUGGCGGUGGCGAUACCAGCAGCAACAGUGGGGCAAGCACCAGUGGCAGUCACAAGGAACAACAUCAGGGAGGACACAGUAAAGGCGAUUGUCUGGGCAUAAAUUGUUGCACCUCAGCAGCCAGUUCCGAGCUGUCAAUUGACGAGAAAUCAUCAACUUCCACCGCCGCCAAAGUCAAUAAUAAUCUCAACGAAUAUCGCAAAUACAAUUACCACGAGGCUGUGGCACACGCUAAUUUCGCUCAGUGUAAAAAUGUCGACAUUGAGUUCACCGACGUGCGAUAUGCGAUACGCAAGUUUUCCUUUCCAGAACGAAAGUUUGUUACUAAAGAGAUUCUGCAUGGUCUCAAUGGUAAAUUUCGAUCCGGCGAGCUUACAGCUAUAAUGGGUCCCUCUGGGGCUGGAAAGAGCACAUUGCUGAAUGUCAUGUCAGGAUUUUGCGCUUCUGGAGUCACUGGCAGCAUUCGCGUCAAUGGCAAACUCAUGGCCACAAGCUCGGAGCGAUUUCGCCGACUCUCGUGCUAUAUUCACCAGGAUGAUCUAUUGCGUCCCCAGCUGAUGGUUGGAGAGAUAAUGAUGAUGGCGGCGCAUUUGAAACUCGGCUUUAAAGUGACCAAAACUCACAAGCUCAAUUUGAUCAAACACAUCUUAUCGCUGUUGGGUCUGGAGCAUCGCUACAAUGUCCACUCAGGAAAACUCUCGGGCGGACAGAAGAAGCGACUCGCCAUUGCCCUGGAGCUGAUAAGCAACCCGCCGGUACUCUAUCUGGAUGAGCCAACGACGGGCCUCGACAGCUCUUCGUGCAGCUCAUGCGUUGCGCUGCUGAAGAAACUUGCUUCCCAGGGACACACGAUUGUGUGCACUAUACAUCAGCCGAGUGCCCUGAUCUUUGAGAUGUUCGACAAGCUUUAUACGGUAGUCGAUGGACACUGCAUGUACCAGGGCAGGGUAAAAGAACUGGUGCCUUUCUUAGCCGAACAGCAGCUGGUCUGUCCCAGCUAUCACAACCCAGCUGACUACUUACUGGAGGUAGCUGUUGGAGAGCAUCAACAUGAUAUCAAUGAUCUGAUAGCAGCGGCCAAUAAGAAGUAUUACGAGGAUGCUGAUAAUUAUCCUUACAUUGGCAGUGACGAUAUGUCGCAGAUCAUAACAUCGAUAAAAGAGAACAUUGCAGCCAAGAAGUUGAGCAGUUCAAGCCAAGAACUGUCCACAGCUGCUCUAGCGGAAUUAUCAAGCUAUGAUUAUGCAAAAGCGGGUUAUCAAGAGUUGCCGCUAAAGGAGAUCAAUGUGUCAGUAGAGGAAUCAACGCUGGAUGAGCCAAUUACCAAUGAAGGAAUCACAGAGCUUGCCAACACAAUGGAAACGGAACCACAUGAAGUGAUCGAUUCAGCCUCGUUUCUCAUGCAAUAUUUAAUCCUGAUGCAACGAAUUUUGAUCUGCGCCAAACGCAACUAUUUUCUGUUCUUGGCCCGCAUCGUAUCGCACAUAUUCAUUGGCGUUAUUUUUGGAUAUCUCUACAUGAAUGUCGGCAAUAGUGCAAACUCUGUGCUGGGCAACUAUGUAUAUUUUUAUGGCUCCACACUUCUCUUGGUCUACACCGGCAAAAUGGCGGUGGUAUUGACAUUUCCCUUGGAGAUCAAUAUGCUGACGAGAGAGCACUUUAAUCGUUGGUAUAAGCUGGGGCCCUACUUUUUGUCGCAGAUCUCCUUCGAGAUACCCUUUCAAAGUUUAUGUGCUGUUUUGUACAUUGUAAUCAGCGUAAGGCUCACGGAUAACGACAGCGUGGACUCCUUCCGGAUUUACUACUUUAUAAUCUUGGCCAUCAUGGUCACUCUCAGUGCACAGGCGUGGGGUUUCUUUGUGGGUGCCACGUUGCCAACGAAGCUUGCCGUCUUUCUGGGUCCCAUAUUGGCCGUACUCUUCUCCGUUUUUGGUUUCUGCACACGUUAUAUUGAUAUAACUCCGAUGUUCCGUUGGAUGUGGCAUCUGAGUUAUUUCCGUGCUGGAUUUCACGGUGCUCUCAACGCAUUUUACGGCAUGGAUCGAUCGAUUCUGGAGUGCCCAGAUAAUAUCAUGUACUGCCAUUUUCGCAGUCCCAAAGUGUUUCUCAAGUACAUGAUGAUCUCCGAUGUGCACAUGUCCGAUUGUGUCCUGCUUAUGGCCAUUGUGAUCGGUGUGAUGCAUCUGUUGACGGUGAUCACACUCUGGCGAAAGCUAAACAAACGAUAGAGCAUAUCUAUAUAUAUAGACCUAGUUUGUAGAUAAUUUAGUUUAUCAUCUUAUGUUGUACAUACAUUUUAAGUGUCUAUCUUUUUAUGUUUUAUAUUUUUUUUUAUUUUUGAAUAUUGUUUUGUUUUGUUUCAAAUUUUUCAAAUGAUUUACUAUUUAAUUGUUCUAUUUAUUUAAACCAAAUUUAUUCAAUGUUGUUGCUUAACUUUAACCAAGUUUUACACAGAAGGCUUUAGGGUAGCAAUCUAAACGUUUAUUCUCUUCCAGUUUGUAAACUUAGUAUCUAGUUUUAUGCUGAUAUACCAAAAAA
Molecule: messenger RNA, 3040 nt
Organism: Drosophila innubila
Lineage: Eukaryota; Metazoa; Arthropoda; Insecta; Diptera; Drosophilidae
Product: ATP-binding cassette sub-family G member 1
Exons: 13
Coding region: 457-2730 (757 amino acids)
Cellular component (GO): plasma membrane
Molecular function (GO): ATP binding; ATP hydrolysis activity; ABC-type transporter activity
Source: RefSeq, a predicted model, not a curated record